Messenger RNA from Zea mays, 2818 nucleotides. Its product is annotated as protein trichome birefringence-like 1. Gene Ontology annotation, molecular function: O-acetyltransferase activity. NCBI's taxonomy places the organism in Eukaryota, Viridiplantae, Streptophyta, Magnoliopsida, Poales, Poaceae. The transcript has 5 exons. The record is from RefSeq and is a predicted model, not a curated record. The coding region runs from base 253 to 2448 and encodes 731 amino acids. Gene Ontology annotation, cellular component: Golgi apparatus.
AUGUCGGCUCUGUCAACUCUGGCCUCCGCAUAGAAGUCUAUAUUGUUUUACUUCCAACUAGCCCGGCGCCGACGCCUCCUCAACUGCCUCCUACAAAAGCGUUUACAGUGUAACAGAUUGAUCGAUCGCCCCCAGCACGGCGGUCUCGCCAUCCUCGCUUCUGCCGUCUCCUCACACCGGCACCGCUUGCGCCUCCUCUAAGCCCUAACAAACUCCCGCAGCGCCCGCUCGCCCGCCUUCGCACGCCACCGGAUGAAGGGCGCGUGGAAGCAGAGCGGCGUGGUGGCCGUGGCCGAUCAACUUGGCUACCUCGGCGGAGCAGGGUUCGUCGGGCGCGCGCGGCCCGUCACCCUCUGUCUCUACGGCCUCGCGCUCACCUUCGCCGGGUUCGCGGUGUUCCUCUGCUUCGCGCCCUCCCUCCCCGUGCCGCCAGCCUCGUCUCCGGGCGCGGCGUGGUUCGACGGCCUGAUCGCCUCCGCGUCGCCGUACCGCGCGCAGGUCUCGGGCUUCCUCUCGUCCCUGUUCCCGGCCAACUCGUCCUCCACGGUGCCUCCUGGUGGUGGCGUCGCGGCCAGGCGUGCCGGGCCGAGCGGCGGCGGGUUCGCGGCGAGCGGUUCCCGAGGCAAUGGCUCCACCUCCAGCGCGGUUCGGCCUGGCGAGCAGUUGGGAAGCGGAGGUGGAGUUCCGCCCAGCAGAGUGGGCAACGGCGAACCUCCCAGCGGCAAGGAAGCGCCAGUUCCUGGGGAUGCUACUGCGGCGGUGCCUAGCGGCGCGCCGCCCGAUGAUCAUGUGCAAGGCGAAGGCGGUGCCGGUGCCAAGCAUUCCGUGGGGAGUGCCGCUGCCGAGGCGAAGGGUGGGUCUGGACCUGGUCCUGGACGCCCGAGCGGUGGUUCAGCCCAGAAUGGCACAUCGGCUAAAGGAAGAGUGCCUAUUCUGAUCAACGGCUCUUACGCGAACGCGAAUUCCGCGGAUGCCGGAGAUGGCAACGGAAUGAGAGCGAGUGCAAGGAAUGCUGCCGGCUCCACGCACCAAUUGAGAAGCGGAACUGCAGCUUUAGGCAAUACCGUUGCUGUUUCAUCCCUUAAUCAGACUGCGAGUGCAGUUGCAGUAGCGGCCAGGGAAGGAAAUGGAACUGCAACUGCAGGCAAUAACCAGACCUUCCUGAUUCAGGCUCCUGCGGAUAACAAGAACCACAGUUCAGUUGCUUCAGAUGGAAGCAAUAGCAGUCCAACCAAUAAGCAGAAUGAAUCGCCUGCUAGUCCUCAGGGGAGCACUAGCACGGUGAAAGAUCAAUCUGCACGAGGGCCCACCCCAGCAGCCAUUGUGCCGGUGAAAGCAGAUGCUAAUGCCGGUCGGCGCAUGAAGGCUGAUUGGACUGAGAACAUGGCCGGCUGCGACUUGUUCUACGGGAAUUGGGUUCGAGAUGACUCGUACCCUCUGUAUCCUGCGGGAUCAUGCCCUCACAUCGACGAGUCCUUCAACUGCCACCUCAACGGCCGGCCUGACAAAGCUUACGAGAGGCUCCGGUGGCAACCCAGCGGAUGCAGAAUCCCGAGGUUGAACCCAACUGACAUGUUGGAGAGGCUGAGGGGGAAGAGGCUGGUGUUUGUCGGUGAUUCGCUCAACAGGAACAUGUGGGAAUCCCUGAUUUGUAUAUUGAGGAAUUCUGUUAAAGACAAGAGUAAGGUUUUUGAGGUAUCCGGUAGGAGCCAAUUCAGGGCUGAGGGCUCCUACUCUUUCUUGUUCCAGGACUACAACUGCAGUGUGGAGUUCUUCCGCUCCCCUUUCCUUGUUCAGGAAUGGGAGAUGCCAGUCAGCAAUGGGAAGGGUACACGGGAAACUCUCAGGCUUGACAUUAUCGAUCCCUCGUUUCCGAGGUACAAGAAUGCAGAUAUCGUUAUCUUCAAUACUGGCCACUGGUGGACGCAUGACAAAACUUCUCUAGGGAAAGAUUACUACCAGGAGGGCAACCGCGUAUACAGUGAGCUGGAUGUUCAUGACGCCUUUCGGAGAGCUCUCAACACCUGGGCUAAGUGGGUUGAUUCCAAUGUGAACCCCAAGAAAACCACUGUGUUUUUCAGAGGCUACUCUGCAUCCCAUUUCAGUGGGGGUCAAUGGAAUUCGGGCGGCAGUUGUGACAGGGAAACAGAGCCAAUAACGGAUGACCAGUACCUCACGCCAUACCCAACAAAGAUGAGCAUUUUGGAGGAGGUGCUCCGGGGGAUGAAAACUCCCGUUGUGUACCUGAACAUAACAAGGAUGACUGACUACAGGAAGGAGGCCCACCCUUCAGUCUACCGCAAGCAGAAGUUGACCGAAGAGGAGAGGAAAUCGCCUGAGCUAUACCAGGACUGCAGCCACUGGUGCCUUCCUGGAGUACCGGACUCCUGGAACGAACUUCUCUACGCACAGAUUUUGCUGACACAGCAGCAUGGGAUGCAACAAUAAAGGCAAGUGUGGACUUGUUCUUGUAUAUGAAAUGUUUUCAGACGUCAAGCUGCAUAGGAUACAAAUCUACAUGAAUCGAUCAAAGGGAAGCUUAUAGUAUAAGUGAGACCAAGGGUUUUGGAAUCCAUGCAUAGAGUAAAGCAGGCAGUUAGCUCUGAAUAACACGAAAUCUGUAUAGGCUCGAUAGGAUUAUAUGAUGUAAACUUCAUGCCUAGUUAGAAGAAAAAAUAAUAAGAACAAAGAGAAUAGAAUAGAUAGUGCACUAGAUGACAUAGGACUAUAGGAGGCCCUUGUUUUGUGAGACUUUUGUCUGCCUGUAUUGUACUAAUAUAGUAUUCUGAAUUCGUAUUCGUAUAUACUUUCUGGAUAA